UGGGGAAGCGCAUUGUUCAAAAACCAAACGCAGUCGGGUAAAAUAACUCUGCUGAGCCUCAGAGUGCUUCGAAAUCGAGAAGAAGCAGUAGGCCAGUGUUAGUGUCAGGUAGCUUUGAUACACAUUAAAUCCAGUAUCUCUGGUUUUUGUCAAGUACUUGGUACUUGAGUUUUGGUGAUCUACUCAGUAACUUAACAACAUUUAUCUAGCGUUACUGUAAUCCAGGCACUCAUCGCAUUUACGACAUUUAAGGUAAGCAUGGCGCUGUCUUUGUCCUCCCCGUGUGGAUUCUUCUCUGAGGACGAGGAAAUGGCUGUGUUUGAGUCUACGGCAGCAGAGCAUGGAGGCCUGUCCAGACCACGUCUGCCUGAGAUCUCUGUCAUUUCCCCCGGCCUGGACAUCCGACCAUCCAUUACAGAACCGAAACUAGCAGUGAAACCUGCAGUGGUGAGAAAGGGCAGCUAUGAUGGGGGUAACACAGAGAGGGUGAAGGUUUCUCUGCGCAUCCGGCCACUUACUAAGACGGAGAGUGACAGGGGAGAAGAACAGGGUUGUGUGGCUGUGCAAGAUGAAGGGACUCUGCUGCUCAAAGCACCAAAAGAAUCUCAGAACAUGAGAACUGCAGAACGGGGCAUCACCCAGAGCAUGCACAAGUUCAGUUUCUCAAAGAUAUUUGGGUCUGAAACCACACAGCAACAGUUUUAUGAGUCCACGAUGAAAAACAUGGUGAAAGACGUGCUUCAAGGAGAAAACCGGCUUCUCUACACUUAUGGUGUAACUAAUUCUGGAAAGACUUACACUAUUCAGGGCAGUGGUCGAGAGGCCGGCCUCCUGCCCCGGGCUUUAGCAUCUCUGUUCAGGAAACUGCAGGGUCGUCUCUAUGGUUCCAUGGACAUGAAGCCUAUCAUGUAUCAGGAUGUGAGGCAGCUUAACACCGGAGAAAUCAAGAUGGAGGAAAUCCGCAGAAACUCUCUGCUCAAAGAGGAUGACAAUCUGCCUGCUCGUCGAGGUGGUACCACUACAGCCUGGGACAGCGGCAUUGGAGGUCUCUCCUCUACAAGUAACAUUGCCACCCUGCUUGAAGAAACGGACAGUGUUUGUCUGGAGCCUGACAGUCUUUCACACAGUGGAGGAGAUGAUCUGGAGGAAGGUGUGCAGUUUUCUAUCUGGGUGUCCUUCUAUGAGAUCUACAAUGAGUUCCUGUAUGAUCUACUGGAUGCUUCGCCCUCCAUGCAGCCCAGAAAAAGGGUCACGCUGCGGCUUAGUGACGACAAGCAGGGCAACCCCUAUGUGAAAGACCUCGCCUGGAUCCAGGUCCGCAGUGCAGAGGAAGCUUGGAGGAUUCUGAAGGCUGGACGUCGUAACCAGAGCUUCGCCAGCACUCACCUCAACCAGAACUCCAGCCGUAGCCACAGCGUUUUCUCCAUCCGAGUCCUGCACGUCCGCCCGGAGGCGGAUUCAGCCCAGGCCAUGCACAUCAGCGAACUGACUGUGUGUGACCUGGCUGGAUCUGAGCGCUGUAAAGAGCAGCGUAAUGGCGAGAGGAUGAAGGAGGCCAACAACAUCAACACCUCCCUUUUAACACUGGGACGCUGUAUUGCUGCUCUGAGGCACAACCAGAACAACAAAUCGCGACCCCCUCAAGUGGUGCCCUUCAGGGACAGUAAACUGACCCGGGUCCUGCAGGGUUUCUUCUGUGGCAGAGGAACCUCCAGCAUGGUGGUCAAUAUCAACCCGUGUGCCUCCAUCUAUGACGAGACCCUCCAAGCCCUCAAAUUCUCAGCUCUGGCUACUCAACUGGUCCAUGGGCCGUCCACAAAGACCCGGGUGGCCUACAUCCUGUCCUUACUGCGCGAGCCAACUGCAAAUGGUAACGAAAGCACGAUGAUGGAAGAUGAAGAGGAUGAGAGUGAUGUUGAAGACGGAGAUAUCGGCUUGUUAAAUACAGAGGCUUUGCUGCAGGCCAUUGACGUCCUGAAGAGAGAAGUGCAGCGCCAGCGGGAAGAGAAAGAGGCUCUUGAGGCAACUGUGAGAGAGCAGGUGGUCUCGGAGAUGAUGGAGGUCAUCUCUGGGAUGCAAGAUGACUUCAGUGAGACCUUAGAGGCAGAGAGGGCUCUAAUCGAAGAGAGAUACGAAGACAAGAUAACCAACGUGCAAAAACAUUUGAAGAUAUUCUACAGCCAGGAGCUGAAGGAGCGUGAUCAGGAGAUUGAAGCUUUGUCCGCUGCACUUGAAAAAAACGAGGCUCGUGAAUCGGUCCCGGUGUCGCUGCCACAUGGAGACUCUGAGGGACCUCGACGCUCUCAGCGUAACACUAAGCCAGAAUCUGGCAGACUGCAAGUUGAGCUCGAUCAGUGUCGCGCUGAGCUGCUCACCAAGACACAAGAGCUGAGAAAGCUGAAGCUGCAGCUGGAAGUCCCAUGCUCAACAGGCACCCUCCCCGGUGCUGCUGACCGCAAACUGGAGGAAGGGCAACGGAACCUGCGCCAGCUGCGCCUGGAUUUGCAGAGGCUCGGGGCCGACCUGCAGUCUGGUGAACGAGCCUGCUGCCGCAACACAGGAGGGGAGAGGCUGCGGCAGGCGCUAACUGCUGCAGACGAGACCUUGGCCAAACAGGACCAGAUCCUAUUGGACCUCCAGAAUGGCCUGAUGCUUGUAAAGGCCGACUUAAGGCGGAAAGCUGAGAUCUUGGCCCAGACACAGGCCGUCCAGCCCCAGCUGCCCACCACCACCACACCCGGUUCCUGUACGAAGAGGGGCUGUGGGGCUGUUGCACCAAGUGACACUGAGAACCGGCCACCGCAGAAACGUCCCUUUUUCCAGUCUCUGUUCCCGACACGUACCCCAACACGUACAUACAACACACGCGCUGUUGAAGAAGCAAACCCUACUCCUUACUCACGGAUCUUGCGGUCUCGCCAGCAGUCUCCCCCUCGCAGCCCUCUCCCCACCCCUCGUAUUCUCAGAGGGAAGUACUGAGCUCUUUAGAGCGUCAGUGGGAGUGUGUUCUCUUUGAUAUUAUGCAAAAAGAGUUUUUAUUUGCAUGUAACUUUAUUUUUAUGUUGCCUUGUAUAUAUUCACUUCUUGCAGUGCCUUUAACUCACUGUCAUGCCAAAUACAGUUAUUAUGUUCAAGCUAGUAAAACAGUUAUGCUUUAUAUAGGGUUGUUGUACACUACUAUGGGAAUUGAGAUGUUGAGCAGUAGCUAAUAGAUAUGGACUGUAUGGUAAGAAUAGUGUGUGUGUGUGUGAUCAGCCUUCUCUGCAAUAAAAUCUAUGAAAAACACUUUGACUAGUCUAAUUACUAAAACAGAAAUAUGCAUUUUAUUCUCUU
Molecule: messenger RNA, 3333 nt
Organism: Cottoperca gobio
Lineage: Eukaryota; Metazoa; Chordata; Actinopteri; Perciformes; Bovichtidae
Gene: kif20a
Product: kinesin family member 20A
Exons: 19
Coding region: 259-2979 (906 amino acids)
Biological process (GO): spindle elongation; mitotic spindle assembly; microtubule-based movement
Cellular component (GO): nucleus; spindle microtubule; mitotic spindle
Molecular function (GO): plus-end-directed microtubule motor activity; microtubule binding; ATP binding
Source: RefSeq, a predicted model, not a curated record